Messenger RNA from Triplophysa dalaica, 1130 nucleotides. It is a transcript of the gene eif1, whose product is annotated as eukaryotic translation initiation factor 1. The record is from RefSeq and is a predicted model, not a curated record. The coding region runs from base 160 to 501 and encodes 113 amino acids. Gene Ontology annotation, cellular component: eukaryotic 43S preinitiation complex. The transcript is spliced from 4 exons. Gene Ontology annotation, molecular function: ribosomal small subunit binding; translation initiation factor activity; RNA binding. Lineage: Eukaryota; Metazoa; Chordata; Actinopteri; Cypriniformes; Nemacheilidae. Gene Ontology annotation, biological process: translational initiation.
UUUUGAAGCUUGCAAGAGCUGACUGUCGCCAUUCUCUGAGCUCGGCAAAAGCCUUGGAGCACCCGUUGAGAAGAAACCUCCUGAUUAAAGGCCAGAUUCCCAAGAAACGCAAUCGCAAGACCAUCAGUUGUCGUCCGAAAGGAAAGGGAAUCUUAUCGUAUGUCCGCUAUCCAGAACCUCCAAACUUUUGACCCCUUUGCUGAUGCAACUAAGGGUGAUGAUCGGCUCCCAGGUGGGACUGAGGACUACAUCCACAUAAGAAUUCAACAGCGGAACGGGCGGAAGACUCUGACCACGGUUCAGGGCAUAGCCGAUGGCUAUGAUAAAAAGAAGCUAGUCAAGGCCUUCAAGAAGAAAUUUGCCUGCAAUGGGACUGUGAUUGAGCACCCCGAGUAUGGUGAAGUAAUUCAGCUGCAAGGUGAUCAGCGCAAGAACAUUUGCCAGUUUCUCACUGAUAUUGAACUGGCCAAGGAGGAGCAGCUCAAAGUCCACGGGUUCUAGAAGCUGAAUUUACCCCUCCCUCUGAUAUCUAUCACAACUUACCCUUUUACGCUGCCGGUUACCCCCCAGCAGCCACUUCUCCCCUUCAGGGGAUUAAAAAAAGCUAAAUAUGAUUACCUCUGAUUUGAGACUUUUAGGAUGGCACCCUUAUCAAAUUGACCAGUCUUGUUCGUGCAUGGACAGACAGCGAGGGAAAUUAUGCAGGAUAAAUGAUUUUUCUUUGUCCCCUCUUUAGUCCUUUUUUUAGUUUUAAUUUGUGCUAAGACGCAAUUCCAUGUAACUUUCUCUUUGUUUUGUACAAGAUGUUUCAGCAGGAUCUUCAAAUGCCAUGUUUUGCACAUUUUUAUGUUUUAAGGGCGGGGUGCAGAUGGGGCAGUUUAGAGAAUUUCUUGUAUCAUGCUUAAAUUCCAUCGUGAAGAAUCUGCAUUUUAGUUAUGAUGUGGGCCAGCCUGCUUCAGGAUUACAUUGUGCAAUUUGUGCACAAAGCGUGGCAGCCCAGUUUUUUCUCUAAAAUGCAUCUCUAACUGCCUUUUUUUACCCUUUUAUGUUCACAUUAUGCAUAAUUUCGAAUUUUCUAAAUGUGUAAUACCAUAUUUAGUUUUUUGGUCUGGAAUAAACAAUAUCCCAUA